AUGGGAUUGGCGAUCUCUGGUGGCGGCUACAGAUCUAUGCUGACUGCGUCAGGAUUUAUCAAGGAGAUGGAUAAUUACGGUAUCUUCGAUUGUCUAAGCUACAUCUCAGGCCUUUCCGGGGGUAGUUGGGUCCUCAUGGAUUUACUUUCACAAAAUUUCAAUGUAAGUUCCCUAUUGUCUAAUUGGAAAUUGAAUGAUGGUCUUUUGAAAGGUGUGCCCGAUUUUGACAUUCGUCACCACGAUAUUGUUUCUGGAAUGGAAGAAUAUGAAGAUGCUUUAGUAAAAAGAACGGUCUCUGAUGAAGGUGCUUUAAGACAAUUUUUUUACAAUUUCGAAGAAUCAUUACAAUUGGCGGCUUUCUUAUUUCAAGAAGAUGAUGAACAGAAACGUGUUACUAAGAGAGGCGUUGGUCCUCUAGCCAAAAUUAUGGAUUUCUUUUUGCAAAGAAAUGACAAGCAAGAAGAAGAAGACUUGGAUGAUAAUGAGAAUUCCUUAUUUGGAUCAAUUCAGUCGUUGCACCAGGUUAUUCAGUUCUACAUCGACUUGCAUCUGGGCAUAAGACCCAAAAAAAUGCAGGGAUUUACGAUAUCUUUCACAGAUUAUCUAGGAAAAGCAUUAAAGAAAAAGUUGAGCAACACCAAGGGUCAAUCAUCAUCGUUUUCCCAGUUGAUGAUGAAUUCUACGAAAUUUCAAGAUUUCAAAGCACCGAUUCCACUCUUCAUUGCCAAUUGCCGCAAUGAACAUCUGAAAAACGUAAUAUUCGAAUUCAAUCCUUUUGAAUUUGGGUCAUGGGAAUCGAAUCUCGGAUUGUUUGUUAAGAUGCCAUAUUUGGGAUCAACCAUUGAGGCUGGUAAUCCCUCUCGUUGUAUCAAUGGAUUUGAUGACAUAGGAUUCAUAACGGCAACCUCUUCAUCCAUAUUCAAUAACGUUUUGAUUUAUAUCUGGCAAUUAACCGCGCAAUCUUCAAGGGAGACCAUGAGGGCGGUCAAAAAUAUUAUGAGUAUAUUUGGUCUUGGAAACGGUAAGCUCGAUGAGAAAAGUUUUAGACCAACGUCUUUAAACAACUUGGACACAGACUAUGCCGUUUAUCAACCAAACCCAUUUUACCAUUAUCCUGGUAUCAAUAAUGAAUUGACCCAAAAUGACUACUUAUAUUUGGUGGACGGCGGCGAAGACGGUGAAAAUAUUCCACUAAGGCCAUUGACAAUUCCGCAAAGGAAUUUAGAUAUAAUAUUUGUCAUUGAUUCCAGUUCUGAUGAGUUCAAUUACCCUAGGGGUAAAAAGUUGAAAAACGUCUUGCAUCAAUUGCAAAAUGAGGAAAUUGAUUCUCACAGUUACUCCAUCCCAGAUUUUGAUAAAGUUAACCAAUACCCUAUUGCGUUGGGAUGUUACCAACCACAUCUACCAAUAAUCCUUUACCAUCCAAACGCACCACACAGUUACAACUCCAAUACUUCUACUUUCAAAAUUACUUACAACGAAUCUGAAGUCAAUGGUAUGUUACAGAAUGGUCGUGUGAUCUUCAGUUUAAGUUCAAAUCCAGAGCAUAUGGAUUGCAUCGGUUGCCUCAUUGCUAAGAGGCGUAUUGAACAAGUUGAUAAAUCAAGGAUGCCAAAAAUAUGCCGACAAUGCUUCGAGGAUUACUGCCAUUAA
Messenger RNA from Zygosaccharomyces rouxii, 1653 nucleotides. It is a transcript of the gene SPO1, whose product is annotated as putative carboxylic ester hydrolase. Gene Ontology annotation, cellular component: cytosol; plasma membrane; intracellular membrane-bounded organelle. Gene Ontology annotation, molecular function: A2-type glycerophospholipase activity. Lineage: Eukaryota; Fungi; Ascomycota; Saccharomycetes; Saccharomycetales; Saccharomycetaceae. The transcript has a single exon. The coding region runs from base 1 to 1653 and encodes 550 amino acids. Gene Ontology annotation, biological process: glycerophospholipid catabolic process. The record is from RefSeq and is a predicted model, not a curated record.